Messenger RNA from Nelumbo nucifera (sacred lotus), 1390 nucleotides. RefSeq lists its product as uncharacterized. NCBI's taxonomy places the organism in Eukaryota, Viridiplantae, Streptophyta, Magnoliopsida, Proteales, Nelumbonaceae. The record is from RefSeq and is a predicted model, not a curated record.
UUCCACGCAUAUGAUGCAUAUCCCAUAGGCCGGCCACAAUCGGCCCAUAGCUCUAAACCCUCGUUAAAACCCUCCUCUCUGAAUCGCUCAUCCCCAAUUCCCUAACUUCCAUUUCUACAUAUUCCCUUCCGAACCAAAAAACAACACACAGAAGAUGGCUUCUCACAAUAACAACUUCGACAGUUUACUCCUUCAAAGCCUGAUGGGCAGAUUGCAACUCCGAUCUCCCUACCUCCACACAAACUCUUAUCUCUCUCAAAGUUUAGAAGAUUUAUUGCUCGACAACAAUUCCUUCAAUGACGACGACGACGACGACGCCGAUGAAGGCAAGACCCCGCUCGCCAAAGAGGAAUCGAAGCUCGAAAAGGAAAUCAUCCGCAUCAUCCUCAGUGGCAAGACCGAAACCCUAAAGCCUAAUUCCGGACAAGCCGUCACGAUUGGCGACCACCACAUCUGCGUUGGUUUCCAUGAAGAGACGGGAUCGGACUAUCGUGUUUGGGAGUGGCACGGCCAUAUCAUGUUGUUCGAUGAGGAGAAUGGCUAUACGCCCGAGUAUAUAUACGGGAAUUACUUUGAAAGGGCGCCCUUGAAGCGGACUGCACACAGCAACAAGGAAGAGGAGAAGAAGGAUAAGGAUAACGAUGCUGAUAAGGAGGAGGACGAGGAGGGGGAGGAGGAGGAAAAAUCUGGGACUUUGGGGCUGAGGGAAUUGAUUGACGGUGGAGAUUCGGUCAGCGGUCGUAUUCUUCGUCGGAAUUUGAACACCGGAUCUCCGAGAAAUACCAUAAUGUGAUGGCUAUUAGUUCAACUGAUCUCCAUCAUACUCACCAUGCUGGAAUUCUGUUGGUUUUAGGUGGGGACACGGAUUCUGGAGGCUGGCAUGGGUUGGACAGCUAAGAAGCCUUGUUAUGCAUUCAUAUAUACCUUCAGUAUUUGAAGAUUUGUGAUUGAUUCGGUGAUUCAUAUGUGCUUUUUAGUUGUACCUCUCCGAUAUGGCUCCCGAGGUAGGAUUUUACCCACCAUCAUCUGAUAAGUAUAAACUUCAAAUAUGAAUUGUCGUUGCAAUUGCAGAACCACCUGUACUAUCUCUUAUUCAGGACAGAUGGAAGGAAAAGGAAAUGAAAAAAAAGGGGAAGAGAAUUUAAAAUAUUGUGCUUGGCAAUGGUAUCCCAAUAUGCCUUAUUAAUUUUUUGGUGAAUCUUCAAUUUAAAUGUAUAGUCCUUGUCUGAAAUUGUGCAAACUGGUUGGUAUAUGAUGGGGGUAGGAAUUUAGAUUUUCAGCCGUUUUCUCUUUUAAUAAAAUCGCAGGAUGAUUUAUUGGUUAAUGGUUAGUAACGGUGUGGGCGAGGUUCACUCCCCGGCUGUUAUGCAAUUAGUCGACUGUUUAUGCA